Molecule: messenger RNA, 1113 nt
Organism: Gracilinanus agilis (Agile Gracile Mouse Opossum)
Lineage: Eukaryota; Metazoa; Chordata; Mammalia; Didelphimorphia; Didelphidae
Gene: CYBB
Product: cytochrome b-245 heavy chain
Exons: 10
Coding region: 1-1113 (370 amino acids)
Biological process (GO): defense response; superoxide anion generation
Cellular component (GO): plasma membrane; NADPH oxidase complex
Molecular function (GO): superoxide-generating NAD(P)H oxidase activity
Source: RefSeq, a predicted model, not a curated record
AUGGGUAACUGGGCAGUGAAUGAAGGGCUCUCCAUCUUUGUCAUUCUGGUGUGGCUGGGGUUAAAUGCCUUCCUCUUCGUCUGGUACUACCGAGUCUAUGAUCUUCCGGACAAGUAUUUUUAUACACGCAAGCUUCUUGGGCCUGCUCUGGCCCUAGCAAGAGCCCCUGCUGCUUGCCUGAAUUUCAACUGUAUGCUGAUCCUGUUGCCUGUCUGCCGAAACCUGCUCUCCUUCCUCAGAGGUUCUAGCGCGUGUUGUUCAACACGGAUACGGAGACAACUGGACCGGAACCUCACCUUUCAUAAAAUGGUGGCAUGGAUGAUUGCCCUUCACACUGCAAUUCAUACCAUUGCUCAUCUCUUUAAUGUGGAGUGGUUGGUGAAUGCCAAGUCCAAACUUCACUCUGAUAAUUAUUCAAUUGCCCUCUCUGUUUUUGAAGAUAAUCCAAGCAUUGGCCAAACUUAUAUUAAUUUUGUUGAAAAGACAUACAAGAACCCUGAAGGUGCCUUGUAUGUGGCUUUCACUUACUUAGCUGGCCUCACUGGGGUUAUUAUUACAUUAUGCCUCAUAUUGAUCAUAACCUCCUCUACCAAAACAAUCCGGAGGUCUUACUUUGAAGUUUUUUGGUUCACUCAUCACCUCUUUGUCAUCUUCUUCAUUGGUCUCGCCAUCCAUGGAGCUGGCUCAGAUUUGAGCAGGCUUCUCUUGGAGCAAAUCUAUUUUUACUGGUUAUGUCGAGAUACACAUGCCUUUGAAUGGUUUGCUGACCUCCUACAGUUACUAGAGACCCAAAUGCAAGAGAAGAACAAUGCCGAUUUUCUCAGCUACAACAUUUACCUUACUGGUUGGGAUGAAACUCAGGCUACUCAUUUCACUGUGCACCAUGAUGAAGAGAAGGACGUGAUAACAGGCCUGAAACAAAAGACCUUGUAUGGAAGACCCAACUGGGAAAAUGAAUUCAAAACUAUUGCCAGUCAGCAUCCAAAUACCAGGAUCGGUGUGUUCCUCUGUGGACCUGAAGCCCUGGCUGAUACUCUCAACAAGCAAAGCAUCGCCAACUCUGAUUCUGGCCCUCGAGGGGUGCAUUUCAUUUUCAACAAGGAAAACUUCUAA